This is a messenger RNA of Alternaria conjuncta, 369 nucleotides long. RefSeq lists its product as uncharacterized. The record is from RefSeq and is a predicted model, not a curated record. NCBI's taxonomy places the organism in Eukaryota, Fungi, Ascomycota, Dothideomycetes, Pleosporales, Pleosporaceae. Bases 1 to 369 code for a protein of 122 amino acids. The transcript is spliced from 2 exons. Gene Ontology annotation, biological process: protein phosphorylation. Gene Ontology annotation, molecular function: protein kinase activity; ATP binding.
AUGUUCUCCUUUGGUCUGGUUUGCAUAUACGCCGUGACAAAGGAAGCAGUUCUCGCUGUAGAUCCAAAAAAGGCUACAGAAGACAAUCCAAUCGAGGCCAUCGUCGUUCGACGUCAGGUCUCAUAUUUCAGCGACCUAGAAGAUAUGGAAGGGUUGAUCACCUACUUGGAAGAUAGCCCCUGGAUUGGCUACCUGAACUUCGUGAUGGCGAAUUUCAGCGAAGACUAUCCGCGACGUCCACUCUGCCUGUGGAGCGAUCUCGACGAAGAUCUGAAGGAUCUUUUGAUGAAGAUGAUGAGUAUGGACCCGAAACGACGCAUCACAGCUUCUGAGGCUUUGGCGCACAAGUGGUUUGCGGACGUUCCUUAA